AUGACCGUGGUAACCGCCCUAUUCUCCAGACCAACAACGACAGACUUUUUCGCCGCCGGAGAUAUUUAUGCAACAGCCUUUGUCGCUGCUAAUGGUUUCCAUUACACGCUCUCCAUUAUGCAGGAUACCCAAACCUGCACAAGGUAUCACGCCUCAGAGCUGGCCAAGGGGCACUUCGUCUUUGAGGCUCGAGACGAGACACUGGUCCCCUCGCUGACACUCUGUGCAGCUGUCAAGAUUGGUAACGUACAGAAAAACAGCGUGGAGCAGAUAACAGCGUUAUUGAAGCCCAUCCCAAUGACUCUCCCAGAUUGCGACCUGACGACUGACGGGUACUUCCGCUGCCGCGUUUGGCUCAAGAAAGCCAUCAGGGUCCUCGAUAAGGAUGGCGUCAUCUCUUGCUCAAACGCCGAAGCUGUUGUCAACGGCGAGCUAAGGAAAUAUGCCGAGGAAAAUAGUGAGGCGAUUACAGGAGGUACCGGAGGCCCUAAAGUAUAUGUGUCUCAACACUCCUCCUGA
Molecule: messenger RNA, 519 nt
Organism: Laccaria bicolor S238N-H82
Lineage: Eukaryota; Fungi; Basidiomycota; Agaricomycetes; Agaricales; Hydnangiaceae
Exons: 3
Coding region: 1-519 (172 amino acids)
Source: RefSeq, a predicted model, not a curated record